Molecule: messenger RNA, 1696 nt
Organism: Lactuca saligna
Lineage: Eukaryota; Viridiplantae; Streptophyta; Magnoliopsida; Asterales; Asteraceae
Source: the annotation of a GenBank genome assembly
CAAAUAAAACACAAUUCCAUUUUUAUACUAUAUAACCAGUUGGAUUAUUUCUGAGUAACUCAUUAACUUGUAUCUAGAUUAUAUUCUAGCACACGGAGGGCCCAAAAGAUAAGUAUUACCCAGUCCAUUAAACUGAAUGUAAAGGCCCACGAAGAGUCCACAACCUGUUAUGUGGGGCCCAAAGACCCAAAUCCUUCAUCGGUUUUCAUAAAAAGUCAAAAAGAAGAACCCAGAAGCUUUUCAAGCAGACGUGUAUACGCUUUCAUGGCUUACGCCCCAAGUCAAAACCAAAGCUAUAUAUACUCCCCCCAAAAAUCCCCAAUGCACAAACAAAAUCACAAUUUAUCUAUUUCACUUUCUUCAACCAUUAAAUUGUUCUUGAGAUCAAGAGAAUACCAUAAUACCAUGGCAGGAACAGAAGCUUUUCCCGAUUUAGGCAAGCACUGUCAGCUUCCCGAUUGCAAUCAGCUCGAUUUUCUCCCAUUCAAAUGCGAUGGCUGUGAAAAGGUUUUUUGCGUUGAACAUCGAUCGUACAAGUCACACGAAUGUUCAAACUCGGAUUACAACAGUAGAAAAGUAUUGGUAUGCGAAACAUGUUCGAUGUCGAUGGAGAUUCCGUUAAGCAGAAAAGGAGGAGAAGAUGAGAACGUUUUGAUUUUGGAAAAGCAUCGGAAAUCUGGAGAUUGUGAUGCGAAGAAGAAGAAGAAACCCACGUGUGGUGUUAGGCGGUGUAAAGAGAUUCUUACCUUUUCAAACACGAGUACUUGCAGGUCUUGCGACGUAAAAUUCUGUUUGAAGCACCGGUUCCAAUCCGAUCACGCCUGCAAAAGUCACAACUCGCCGGCGGCGGCUGCUGCUGCCGGCGGUGGUGGUGGUGCACGGCCGUUUUUGGUUGCUUUGGCUUCGAGAAUGGGGAAAGAUUGUACGAAGAAAACUGGUGGUUCUUCUUCAUCGGCUUCUACACCUUCUACAUCUGUUAAAGCUUAUUGAAUUUGUUGAUAAUAAUAUUGUAUUGUUAUAGUUUUUAUCUUUAAAACGUUUUCGUUUGUGUUUUUGUUUAUUGUUUUCCUGGAAGAUAAGCUAAAGAAAAGAGAUCAAAUACACAACUAGACUGAAGAUUGAUGAUAUAAUAUGAUAUAUAAUCAUUUAACAUUUAACAUAUAAAUAUACAUGAACGAUUGCUUGUUUUGUUUGGAAAAAAAAAUUGGGCAACUACAUGUUUGCUGUCAAUUCUUUGAUUUCUUCCAAGGAAAUAGCCUGCAUCAUCCAAAUUCCAAAAAUCACAUGAGAUAGGGUUCAUAAUGAAAUUUAUGAUUUUCGUUUUUUUUCGAAAUAUGCAACUAUUUUUAUUUUAGGACCAAAGAUUGUUAAAAUGAAACACCGAUAUAUAAAAUAUAAAUUGGUGAAAAAAAAAAGUGAAAUUUUGAUGCAUAAGUUUGUCAAAAUGACAUUUAAGAUUGUAAUUUAACCUGUUCGUCGCCAGCAAAAUCGUUAUCAGGCGUGAGAAAAAGCAUGCAAUGGCACUCCUUCCUAAGAAUUUACAAACAAAUAAUGAAAUAAUCAAUGAUAUAUUAUAUCUAGAAUUAAAUCAAUGAUCAUUAUAAUUAAGUUUCAUAUCAUUAAAAAAGCUUAAAUCAUGUAAAUGUAAGUGCUUACAAAUGAAGGGAUUUUUACCUUUCUCUCAUGGGUACACAAG